Molecule: messenger RNA, 588 nt
Organism: Strongyloides ratti
Lineage: Eukaryota; Metazoa; Nematoda; Chromadorea; Rhabditida; Strongyloididae
Exons: 1
Coding region: 1-588 (195 amino acids)
Source: RefSeq, a predicted model, not a curated record
AUGGGAAAAAGGAAACAUAGUGACGAUGAAAUAAAUGAUUCAUCAAAUAAAAUUCGUGAAAAGAAAAAAUCGAAAAAAGUUACUUUAGAUGAGGAAGAUGAAUAUGAUAUUUGGCUUGUUUGCAAACCACGAUCUAUUCAAACAGAUAUUUUGAAUGAUAUAAAAUUUCCUAAAUCAAUUCGUGAAAAAAAUACUUUAAUCGAAAAGAAGGUGGAUAAUGAAGAUAGAUUACAUAUGUGUAAUUUUAACAUUCUUGAGAAUCAAUUAUCUAUCCUGGACAAUGAUGAUAGUAAUAAAGAUAAUAACAAUUUUGUUGAUUAUAAUGUGAAAUAUCAGGUUGGAGGUAUUCUUAAUAUUACUUGUAAUAAUGAUAUUUCUGAUGGUUUCCCUAUGCCUCCAGAAGAAAAUUUUAUGGAUUUAAAUGGGAAUAUGGAACGUGAAUCAUUUCCUUUUACUAUAAAGAAGGUAAACAGAAAACCACAAUUAAACUUGGAUAAUCUUAAACAAAGAUUGCAAGCUUUUGGAAGUAUUAAAAAAAAAGAAAAAAAAAGAAAUAAGAUUAUAAAAAAAGAAAUUAAUUGUUUUUAG